GACAAAACUUCGAGUUCAGUUUGUAUUUUCUGCCCUCGCGUGCAGUUCGAUCGCAAACGAGCGCUGCAGUCGCAUAAAUAACAUUUCAGAAAAACAAUUUAUUUAUUUGCAUUUUGAUUUUACGGUUUUAGUGCUGUGUGGAAAAAACGAAUUAAAGCAGAAAUGCCGAGUGCCACAUUUUACGCCGAAAGCGUACCUUUCGAUCAAAUCGAAAAGCUCGCCAUUAGCGGCGGUUACUCCGCCAUCUAUGCCUCAACAAAGCCCAGCGUUGAUAUUGUCGGAGACUGGCAACAACGGUAUUGCUCACUUGCUGACACAUUCCAGCCCGUUUUGGAUCGUGUGCAUAAUUUCGAGGUGCGUGAGGAUGAUGUUUGGAUUGUAACAAGCACCAAAUGUGGCACAACAUGGGCGCAGGAAAUGACUUGGCUGAUUUUGAACAAUUUCGAUUUUGAAAAGGCAAGAACGGAAGACCUUACCAUACGUUCGCCAUUCUUGGAAUUCAACGGCGUUGUACCGAAUGUGCCACAUGAUACAAUAGAGGCCGCUAUUAACUUGCCCUCACCACGUUUGAUAAAAUCUCAUCUGCCCGCUUGGCUGUUGCCGAAACAAGUGUGGACCAAGAAGCCAAAGAUCAUCUAUGUGUUCCGUAAUCCGAAAGACGCGGCCAUUUCGUAUUUCCAUCAUUGGCGUGGCAUGGUCGGCUAUAAGGGUACCAAAGAGGACUUCAUGCAUUCCUACAUCGAUGGCCAUGUCAACUUCAACCCAUUUUGGCCGCAUGUGCUCGACUUCUGGCAGUUGCGGCAUGAACCACAAAUCUUCUUCACCAGCUAUGAGCGUAUGAAAUGUGAUUUGGGGGAUGUCAUCAAAGAUGUCUGCAAAUUCUUAGAGCGCGAUAUUCAGCAGGAGCAGCUGACACAGCUCGUGGAUCAUCUUUCUUUCGACAAAAUGAAGGAUAACCCCGCCUGCAAUCACGUCAAAGAGUUUGAGAGUAUGAAAGCGGCAGCUGGCAGGGAGGUCGAUGAGUUUAGCAGCUUUGUACGACGCGGUAUAGUUGGCAGCCAUAAGGAUGAAAUGCCUCAGUCAGCUAUACAAGAGUUCGACGACUGGACCGAGGAUAAUUUAAAGGAUUAUCAACUGACUGUUGAAGAUUUCAUAAAUUAUUCUAAAUAUUGAGUUUACUCAUCUUACAUUUAAGUUUUAUACACUUUUAUACGUAUUUUGUAAAUACUUUUUUUUAUUAAUUAAAUAAAGUUAAAUAUAAUUAAA
Messenger RNA from Zeugodacus cucurbitae (melon fly), 1266 nucleotides. RefSeq names its product sulfotransferase 1 family member D1. Gene Ontology annotation, cellular component: cytoplasm. Bases 163 to 1173 code for a protein of 336 amino acids. The record is from RefSeq and is a predicted model, not a curated record. The transcript has 5 exons. Gene Ontology annotation, molecular function: sulfotransferase activity. Gene Ontology annotation, biological process: sulfation. Lineage: Eukaryota; Metazoa; Arthropoda; Insecta; Diptera; Tephritidae.